GUUAGAAAAUAGCUGUUGGGUAGCAAAAGAGGAAGUUAGAAAGAGACUUAAAUAGCUGCAGUCAGUCAGUCUAUCAGUUAAUCAGCAUCUGGACCAUCACAACAAAACAGACAUGAAGACUUUCUGCUUCCUACUGUUUCUGCUGGCAGGUGUAGGGGGUCAAUCUGUGAACUAUAAACACUCAGAUAUCUGUGCAGUGAGGGGAUCAACGGUCACCCUGCCCUGCACCUUCACUCCUCCAUACGAAAUAUCUAGAGGAGUAGCCAACAUUAAAACAACUAGGAUGGAGGUUGUCAGAGUGGUCUGGUGUAAGAACCAUGAGAUCUGUCAGGGUGGGACUCCAUCUGUCUACAACAGCGAGUCCACAGAGAACCAGCCUCGCUACAGAUACCUCGGAGACAAGAAGGGAAACUGCACUUUACAGAUCUUAGAUCUGCAGGCGAAUGAUGAUGCAACCUUUCGCUUCAGAAUGGAAACAAAGGAUCCGAGGGGGAAUUUUACCGGAACGAAAGGAGUGAAUGUCAUUGUUGUUGAUGAACCCAGAAUGGAGGUGGUUGGCUCCAGCCGUGACUUUAACGAAGGUGAAACUGUCACCCUGCGCUGCUCUUCACUCUGCACCUUCCACCAGCUGAAGGUCAACUGGUCCAAAGAUGGCUACGCCCUCCCAGAAUCUGGCCCCACAAUCCAGAUCGGCCCGCUGACUGCAAAGGAUUCUGGGAACUACAGCUGUGCUCUGAGGACGAACUCGCUGUCAGCACCGUUCAGUCUGCAGCUGGAGCCUGAAGGAGAACAUGGAGGAACAGUGCCAGUUGAUCGUGUGGUUCUCUUCACUCUGCACACGGUUCUCAUCAUCACUGUCGUGUUGGUUGUCAUCAAAAGAACUUUGCUUAUGAGAAAACUACAGCAAAAAGGAAGUGACAGAGCAGUUCCUCAGAGGGAGAAGGUGACAUCUUUGGAAACAUCCUUUUAAAAGUCUUUGUCUCCUUUGUUUCAGUUUCCGCUGCAGGUCCAGAACAAACAACGGCGUGAAACUUUCCUGUGAUCCUGUUUAAUGUUUUCCUCAUAAUGUUUAUCAAGUUUAUAAGAUUCUACGUUUAGAGAGCACACCGGGAAACUAGUUCAGACAGUCUCUUCUUUCAGAUCAUCACAUUAAAACCACAGAGUUAAGAUCAUAUUUAUUUAUUGUUCUUAAUUAUAAGAACAGAUUCAUUGAAAACCAGUUGUAAUCUUUGAAAAGGUUAGAUUCAUAAUAAAUCUGUCUUUGACUGAAUUAUGCUGUUUUAACUGUAUUUAAUGACAUGUAUAUGUGCAUCAGCUUUAAUUAGAACAAAGGUUGUUUUAACUCUGGUACAUAUUACAUUUUAACCACUUAUUUUGGAGCCUAACAACAUCAAGAAGGACUUCCUGUAAAAAUGAACUUUCUGGAUCACUCAGGUACAUUUACAUUUAUUUUUAUGUUUAUAAUCUCUUAUGUGAUGAAAUAAAAGCAUUGAAUACUUUUAAUUAAA
Molecule: messenger RNA, 1508 nt
Organism: Amphiprion ocellaris (clown anemonefish)
Lineage: Eukaryota; Metazoa; Chordata; Actinopteri; Pomacentridae
Product: B-cell receptor CD22-like
Exons: 6
Coding region: 113-970 (285 amino acids)
Source: RefSeq, a predicted model, not a curated record